Molecule: messenger RNA, 876 nt
Organism: Mitosporidium daphniae
Lineage: Eukaryota; Fungi; Microsporidia
Exons: 1
Coding region: 1-876 (291 amino acids)
Source: RefSeq, a predicted model, not a curated record
AUGGUUUCCAAACAAAUGGCAUUAUCCCACACUUAUUUACUAUUGUUGCUUUUAGAUCCGCAUGCUCGUUUAAUUGUGGGCACCCUGACGGUGGAGAACAACGAGAACACAUAUAGCAUUCCGGCCUCCAUUUCGCUUUCCUCGACAUAUCCAUUUGGGGGCGAUGAUGCGGUUCCUGUGGUCCUUAAAGUGAUUCCCACCCCUUUGAUGAGCAUAAACCUGGAUUGCCCCUAUAUUUUCGAAAAUGGAGUGUUCAAAUACAGCCACCCAUUCCUUUGUGAAGGAGAAGAUGGCAAUCUGAUUAUCCAAGUUAUUUCAGAGGCUAUAGCUAAAUUUGCUGCUAUCCCGCCAGUGUUUGCUAUUGAUGAUAGCGGCCAACGUGAGCAAGUCGCUUUUGGAAAAGAAACAGACCUCUCGCCUGUGAGUAUUGAACAUGGUCUCUGUGUGGCUGAAGCAGACGAAAAAGAGGAAAAUCCUAUGCCGGAGAAAGAGGAAAAUCCUAUGCCGGAGAAAGAGGAAAAUCCUAUUCCGGAGAAAGAGGAAAAUCUUUCCUUUGAAGAAAUUUCUGGCUCCUCUUUUAAUUCAGAACAUAGAAUCAAAGGUAAUUUUUAUGCCCAGCUUAUGGCUGAGCCUCCAGACCUCGCUGCCAAAGACAUGGACUAUAGGAACAUUCCAAAUUCUUCAAUUGAUGAAGCCAUUAGACUCCUUUCAGAUAGAAUAUUUUCCAGAGAAGGUUGCAUUGAUGACCUCGUUAACGCAAGUUUAUCUUUUUUGACUCGAUCUAGGAGUUACUUGUUUGGACCAAAGCAAAGUUCUACACCACCCUUCGUUCCACUUGAGAUUGGAAUUUCUUUACACUCCAGCAAUAAAAUUUAA